UCUGUUUAGGCAUUUUGAAUAAAAAUACCUGUAUGAAAGGUUUUCACCGGCACUGGUCAUGGUUGGUUGGAGAAGGGAUAUUUCGCUACACAGCAGCCUCGUCUGCAAUGGCGAAUUAGGGCAGGGUGAUUCGUUGGGGGAUGGUCUGACUAUUACCGUGUGGAGUUAUUGGAUACCGGAAAAUGGUGGCAACUGAAGUGAAGAUUCUUCGAGACUGUCUGAGUGAUCGCUUGUGCUAGUCUAAUCUGAAGUAAAGACCGAGGAUCAAUCAAAUUUACCAAAUUCAGAAAUCCGAACCUCAUUGGCAACUUGCGCUUGGACCAUUCGAGUUCAACAUGUAUUACCCCGACGAUGACACGCUCGUGGUUGAGCGGAAGGACGUGGUUGGGACGACAGACGACGACGACAGCGACACCUCAUCACAAACGUCCUCAAGCAGACGCUACAAGGGCUACUGUUCUGGCAGACUCAACCCAGACCUCCUGCUGUGCAAGAUCUUCUACUUUACUUUCUACGGCUCGUACGGCUGUCUGUACCCACUGAUCGCAGUCUACUUCAAGCAGCUUGGGCUGAGCGCGUCUCAGAGUGGCGUCCUGGUCGGCGUCAGACCCUUUGUGGAGUUCUGUGCUGCGCCUAUGUGGGGCGCCGUGGCUGACACCUGGCGCAAGGCCAAAUUUAUCCUGCUGUUCUCCCUGCUGUCCUGGCUUGUCUUUACCGAAGCGGUGGUGUUCAUCCAACCUGCUGAGAGUAAAUGUGUGGUUCUCAACUCUACCGUGAACGCCAAUGCAACACUCGUCAUUAUAAACGCCCUAGAAGACAAGGAAAAAGAAGGGGGCGAACCUGAGGUGAAGAUAACAAAAGUCAAUGUUCAUGAUAAGAAGGGAGUACCUUCCGUGAAAGUUUCCAGCAACAAGACUAAGUCCGAAGACGGUGCGAAGAAGCGCGUUCGCCGUGCUGUCAAUGACACCUCUGGAUCCUCCAAAACAAUUAUUGUUGUACCUAAACCAAACAUAGAGGUCACCAUUUCGAACAGGACAGAAUCAAAGUCGCCUUCCAAUCGACCGGGAAAUGUAACUGUUAUAAAGUACAGACCUGAGGACACUCGCCUGAUAUUCAUCUUUCUCUUACUGCUCAUGAUCCUUGGGGAGUUCUUCAGUUCCCCGACCAUCACAUUGGCAGACUCAGCAACUUUGGGUUACCUGGGACAUCAGCGCAUGGAACUGUACGGUCGUCAGCGAAUGUUCGGCUCCCUGUCUUGGGGGAUCUUCAUGUUUGUAGAAGGAUUCAUCUUAGACCGCACCAAGACAACCACGGUAGAAUGUGACGGACAGGUUACCAGGGAAGAAGAGAACUACUUGGUCUGUUUCGGCACAUACGCGGUCCUGAUAAUCUGUGCCUUCUUUGUUGCGACUCAGUUCCAAUUUAAGUACCGGUCAUUGAGCGAAGUUCUCUCGGGUCGCAAAUCGGACCAGCUUCGUCAGGUACGCGGUAAGGGCUCCUCAGAAGUCAUUGAGUUGGAGAAUGUCAAGAAGACACGUGAGAAGUUCAAGGAUAACUACGAUAAGAUGAGCAGCGCAGGAGACUCUACCAUCACUGAUGACGAGGAGGAGCCAAGAUACUUGGAAGUUCUUGGUCUGUACGCCAACAUCAGGUAUGGUACUGUGCUGUACGUGGUGUGGUUUGCUGGCUUCGGUUUUGGCUUCUUCUUCACGUUCCUCUACUGGCACCUGAAGGAUCUUGGAGGACCUCCUACUCUGUUCGGAGUAGCAUCCAUCAUCAAUCACCUGUCUGAGGUCACGGGGUACUUCUUCAGCGGUUGGUUUUUACAGAAGUUUGGCCACAUCCCAGUGUUGUGCCUGGGUCUGAUGUGCUACGCCAUCCGGUUCAUUGUCGUCUCCUAUCUCGUCAAUCCUUGGUGGGUCCUUGCUGUUGAGACGCUUCAAGGAGUCACUCAUGCCUUGGUGUGGGCAGCCAGUACGUCCUUCAUCGGGUCCGCCACAUCCCAGAAGAACCGUUCCUCCGCGCAAGGCAUUCUGCAGGGUGUCUACCAUGGGCUGGGCCGGGGCUGUGGUGCCAUCUUUGGCGGAGUGAUCAUAAGUGCGUAUGGGUCAACCAUCGCCUUCAGGGCAAUCGGUGUGACCUUCGUCGUCGUCACCCUCAUCUUUGCUAUCAUCCAGUACAUGGAGAGCGACACCAACGACAAGAAGGAGGAUGAGAAAGAACAGAACUACGUGCAGGAUGAUGAAGACGACCCGGAGGACGUUGAAGAAACACAGCUCCUGUCCCAGGACGAGAGCGCCAUCUCGCGGCAGCCAGAAGAGAGUGACGUCAGUCCUGUGGUCAAUGGUGAAGGGGACAUCAAUGGGGACGUUGAUGGUGACCUCACUGAUGACGUCAUUGAUACAAAAGAGGCGGCAGAUCCCGAAGAACAAACUUGACGUCAUGUCAAAUACAAUUUGGAUUUCUACGAACAUUUGUCAUCUCUUUGUUCUACAUGUUCUUCAUAAAUUAGUGCCAAAAGGAGAUUUUAUUUUGUAUUUUCAUGCAUUUUUUGACAGAGUAAAGGUAGGUUUUGGUAAUUACAGGGUAGUUAAAAAAGGUUCAUAAGUUACAAUGGGAAGAAUUGUAUUACAAAAUAACCUUGGCAGUAAAAUAAAAACCACGUGUAAAAUCUAAAUUAACAUUAACAGGUGAAAAAUGGACUUUUAAUUAAAGAUUGCGUGAAAAUGUUUGAUUAUAAAUCAAUGGAAAACACACCUUAGAUAGAACCAAGAAGCUGAUUCGUCAGCAUUCGCCAUCUAGGGGGCCGGAUUUUUAAAAACUUUGCAUAGGUGUUCCUGCGAGUUUAAUGUAGAGGCCUUUUUGGGAAUGAGCCGAUGAUGAUUUUUUAUUUUAAAUAACCGGGAAAAUGUGUCAGUUACGUUUUGACAAGUACAUCGUGAAUUUUUGGAUUUGAUAUUCAAUCGAAAAUAUUUAUUUUAGUGAAUAAUGCAUAUCAAAUGAAUUGUAUAUUACUGACUAAUGAUAUUAGAAUUUCAACUACAUUUAUUCAUUAAUUUAUUACGUGUAAAACUUGGAACGGUCUGAGAUCUCGAUCCCAGAAGAGUCUUUCUCAAAGUUUCCGCUGAAAAAAAAUCAGCUUUUGCGAACUACUGGCCGUCCGGUCAGUUUUUGCAAUUCAAGUAUUUCAGGUCACAUCAUUUGCGAUGCCGAACUUGUACAUGUUUAUUUGACCAUGACCACUGUCUUUUGCGUCAAAAUGACACCUGUCAAUGUUUUAUUUUAAUAUAUUGUGUGUGAGCUCUCGAGUCGUGGGUUGUUAAAGAAACGCAAUGUGUGCGGGAAUUAUAUGUAUAUAAUUUUUUUUUUUUUGAAUAAUAAUCUCGUGGUCAGUGGGUGUUGUUUAAAGGAGACACAAGAUUACUGCAAAUAAACCUCUUUUUAAAGUAAACGACCGUAUCUUAUUUAUUGGGAGCAUUUGAAGAUAUACUUUUUGUAGGGUUCGAAACUAAUAGAGCCAAACGACCGUAUCUUAUUUGUUGGGAGUAUUUAAAGAUAUACUUUUUGUAGGGUUCGAAACUAAUAAAGCAAAGUACGUAAAAGAGCAUUAUUAUCGUACCUACAUUUUUCGCUGCGGUCUAUGGUUCGAACACUACCUGUCCAAAAAGCUUCAUUGCCAUCAAGUCUUAAGCCUUGGUAUUGAAAUAAAAAUUAAAAAUGACUGCA
Patiria miniata (bat star) is the source of this 3726-nucleotide messenger RNA. It is a transcript of the gene mfsd6, whose product is annotated as major facilitator superfamily domain-containing protein 6-like. The record is from RefSeq and is a predicted model, not a curated record. Gene Ontology annotation, cellular component: plasma membrane. The transcript is spliced from 4 exons. Bases 336 to 2438 code for a protein of 700 amino acids. NCBI's taxonomy places the organism in Eukaryota, Metazoa, Echinodermata, Asteroidea, Valvatida, Asterinidae.